Messenger RNA from Sodiomyces alkalinus F11, 337 nucleotides. RefSeq lists its product as hypothetical. The record is from RefSeq and is a predicted model, not a curated record. The transcript has a single exon. The coding region runs from base 16 to 297 and encodes 93 amino acids. NCBI's taxonomy places the organism in Eukaryota, Fungi, Ascomycota, Sordariomycetes, Glomerellales, Plectosphaerellaceae.
CAAGGCUCGCCGUACAUGUCCGACUCGCCACAAUCCCCGCCGGGAAGCAAGCCGGCGCCAAAAAGGAAACGGGAGAAUCGGUACAAGGACGCACCGCCGUCGGUGCUCUCGGUAUGUCUACCUGGCUCUGGCGUUAUACAUUUCGGUUUCGUCCAAGGGGGGAAGAGAAAAGAAGAAGGAAAAGGAAAGAAGAAAAAUAAGCUAACCUUUGAUUGCAGCGACGACGGGCCCAGAAUCGAGCCUCACAGCGCGCCUACCGCGAGAGAAAGGACCAGCGCAUCAAGGACCUCGAAGUGAUGCUCUCGGAGCAGAAACAGAGAAACGAUGCGCUAAGUCA